AUGGCUCUCCUCGGAUCAAACAUAGCAAGCGAGGUUGGACUCCGUUUACUCCUUUAUCCUCUUGGUUCCAACGUUGUACUUCGAACCGCAUGCUGUUCUGUGGGAGUUGCUUUGCCUGUGUACUCUACAUUCAAAGCAAUAGAAAGUAAAAACCAAGAUGCUCAACAAAGGUGUCUUGUCUACUGGGCAGCCUUCGGCUCAUUCAGCCUCGUUGAAGUAUUCACAGACAAGCUUAUUUCUUGGGUUCCCAUGUAUUAUCACGUCAAGUUUGCAUUUCUUGUUUGGCUUCAGCUUCCACCUACCAAUGGAGCUAAACAGUUAUACAUGAACCACGUGCGCCCCUUCUUGAUUAAGCAUCAAGAGAAUCUUGAUCGCGUUUUAGGCCUUGCAUAUUGUGAAGUGAUCAAGCUUGUCAGUUCAUAUCAAAAAGAGAUCCAGUCAGUCAAGAUCAUCGUAGGAAAGAUAACCAAAUCAGCUGAUAAAAUGUUGAGAAGCCCACCUACCGCAUCAGAUAGAUCGUCGCAACAUAGUUCAGUUGAUGAAUCUGUCAAGCCGCCCAAUGCCGAUCCUGACCAAGACAAUAGCUAA
Molecule: messenger RNA, 588 nt
Organism: Lathyrus sativus (Indian pea)
Lineage: Eukaryota; Viridiplantae; Streptophyta; Magnoliopsida; Fabales; Fabaceae
Source: the annotation of a GenBank genome assembly